Capsella rubella is the source of this 1269-nucleotide messenger RNA. Its product is annotated as transcription factor MYB106. The record is from RefSeq and is a predicted model, not a curated record. The transcript is spliced from 3 exons. NCBI's taxonomy places the organism in Eukaryota, Viridiplantae, Streptophyta, Magnoliopsida, Brassicales, Brassicaceae. The coding region runs from base 235 to 1086 and encodes 283 amino acids.
UGCUAAACAAGUGAGAGUGAGAGAGAGAGAGAGAGUCUCACAUAAAUAAUAUAUUCUCCUAAUCUGAAUUACUAACAAUAAUUCAACACGUAUCUGAAGACCUUUCAUCACUCAUCUCUGAUAUAUUGAGUAAGAGAAAGAAGAAGAAGUCGCUCAAAAUCGGACCGGAGAAGUGAUACGUGUACCGAGAUCUGAACCAUAAUUAAUUUUGGUUCACCAGAGAGAAAAAAAGAAAUGGGGAGGACGACGUGGUUCGACGUUGACGGGAUGAGGAAAGGAGAGUGGACCGGGGAGGAAGACAGGAAGCUCGUGGCUUACAUCAACGAACAUGGUCUCGGCGAGUGGGGUUCAAUGCCUAAGAGAGCCGGUCUGCAAAGAUGUGGAAAGAGUUGUAGAUUAAGAUGGCUGAAUUAUUUGAGGCCUGGGAUUAAAAGAGGCAAGUUUACUCCUGAGGAGGAAGAUGAAAUCAUUAAACACCAUGCUCUUCUUGGUAACAGGUGGGCAGCGAUAGCUAAGCAACUGCCGAACAGAACAGACAAUGACAUAAAGAACCAUUGGAACUCAUGUCUUAAGAAAAGACUCGCUAAAAGUGGUAUCGAUCCAAUGACCCAUGAGCCAAAAAGCCUCACCAUCGAUGUCGUAUCUUCCUCCUCCUCAACGACGUCGUCUCCUAUACCGAGCCCUUGUUCUUCGUCCUUCUCCUCCUCUUCUUCCUCUGCUGGCUCAGCACGUCUUCUUAACAAGCUCGCUGCUGGAAUCUCCUCGAGGAAACACGGACUCGAGAGGAUCAAGACUGUGAUAUUGUCUGAACAACCGAGAGAUCAAGCCGAGGCUGAAGAAGAGAAGAAAAUGUUGAUAAGCAUGGAACAUGAUGAAAUGAUUGCUUGUCUAAUGGAUAUUGAUGAAAAGAUGAAUAUUGCGUCGUUUGAUGAAGUGCCUUUUGAUGGUUACUCUACUGCUACAGCAACUACGACGUCUGGCUUCAUGGCUUUUGAUGACUUCUACUCACCAGUUAAUCCAGACACUACUCUGUACGAAUCUGAUUUCUAUGAUGAGACUGAACAGCUUGGCUUGUUCCUACUUUAAUUGAAUCACAUCUUUGGUCUGAUACAUCCGUUUCUUCGGUGUGAAUAAGAGAGAGAGAUAGAGAGAGAUCAGAGAUGUGAGAUGUCUGAAAAAAAUAAAAAAAGCAAGUGCUUUAGUACUUUAAAUGUCAUGCAUGGUCAAUGUUUUUUUUAGCUCUGACUGUUGUUACAGUUUUAUCUGAGA